Messenger RNA from Dunckerocampus dactyliophorus (ringed pipefish), 6606 nucleotides. RefSeq names its product otolith matrix protein (gene otomp). Lineage: Eukaryota; Metazoa; Chordata; Actinopteri; Syngnathiformes; Syngnathidae. Gene Ontology annotation, cellular component: recycling endosome; mitochondrion; early endosome. The coding region runs from base 4721 to 5842 and encodes 373 amino acids. Gene Ontology annotation, biological process: iron ion transport. Gene Ontology annotation, molecular function: FAD binding; catalytic activity. The record is from RefSeq and is a predicted model, not a curated record. The transcript is spliced from 11 exons.
CAGCAGCGCUAUACUCUGAGAAGGCCUUCAAGACUAAUAAAGGUAAUAUGAAGAUAAGAGUUUUAUAUCCCACUUUUUGUUGUUUUUGGGCAGAUGCAAAUGACACAUGGCAAGCCAUAACCUUUUUUUAUGUUAAUUUAUGUAGGGUAGACCAGUGAUUCCCAACCAGGGAGGGGUACGCAUACCCCUAGUGGUACGGGGCAAGUUGCGGGGGUACAUAUUUUUUAGAACAGUGGCCAGUAAUAUUUACUUAACUGCAGAGAGUAGCAGAUGUUUGAGGAAAACAGCAAUACAUUUAUAGAGGAGGCCUUUAUUUUAUGGCUUUCAAAAUUUCUCCUCCAUCCAGCGCGACACUUUCAGCUUUACAGAUGCCAUGUCUGCUGUGCAGGCUGCAUGUACUGAGGUAAUUACAGCCAUCUUGCGGUAUUAAUUCAUUCAAAUAGACCAUUAAUUGAGUCAUGGCAUCUAUUAAGAGUGGAGGCCACCAGUUGAACAAAUGCAAUGACUGUCUAUACUCCAAGUAAUAAUAUAUAAGUAUAGUCAAAUCUGUGACAGAAGUGCAGCAAAUAUUUUAUUACAUAUAAAAAGAUAAACAAAAGCGAGCAUUUGUGAACAAAUUCACCUGUAACCGCACACCUAGGCAACUUCAAGGCAUAAAUAAAAUGUUUUCUACUGAAGAUGGAGUGUUUUGUUUUUCCUUAUUCAGGUGGUUUGUGCAGUGAGGCAUGAUGAGAGGCGAGAGGAGUAUGCACAGGCCCCACUUGCUAGACAGUAAACCUCCAUAUCUUAAAAAGAAUAAGUCACUAGUGUAAACAAAUAUUCCUUGACCUCUCCUCUCCCUUCACAGAAGACUUGGAUUGUUACAUCAUCUGCAGAUGUAUUCCUAUUUUUCAGCUUUAGAGCAAUGACCAUGACAAAUGGACAUGUUCACCUCCGUAGUGAUGUGUUAAGAUAAGUACACAUAGCCAAGUCUGUUGGCUAACUCCUGAUUGUCUCUAGCCAGAGCAGAACAUUACAAAGUGUUGUCUUGUAAAGGCCCAGUCCGAAGAAGGUCAGUGGAAGGCAACCACGGAAGAAGGGAUGCUCCUCUCACGAGUCCUUCACCUUGUCCAGGGAGCUGUGGAUCUUAUCCAGGGUCUUUUUGAUGCGUAGCGCUGUCAGCCUGGCUGAUGGGUUCUGGUACCAACACUCCUUCAUCAGCUUCACCAAAGCAGAGAGUGUCUGAGAGGAGAAGAAGAGGACAAGUUAAGACUGUGCAGGAAUACGCUGAUGAUACAGAGGGGAUGAGCCAACGACAUACUGGGUCAGAGAACCAGCGAUUGGGGAUAAAAGGCCUCUGCUGUUCCACACACACCACCUUCCUCAUCUCCUCAAAACUUGGGUCAUUUGGUACCAGAUCAUAGAAUGGAGGCUUGUAGUCUUCUACGAUACCUGCACAGACGAAUUGAGGGAAUUUAUCAGGGCCUACAGAUUCAGGAGGUCCUAAAAGCCUAUAGACUUACCGUUGCUGUACGUACGCCUCGCUAUCUCCCACAGCACCAGCCCGAAGGCCCAGAUGUCCACUCUCUUGAAGGCGUCAAAGCAGUCUGUCUGUAUGCUCUCGUCCAGGACCUCGGGUGCCAUGUAGCGCUUGGUGCCCACUUUGGGGUUGUUGCCCACAUCCAGCAGGUUGUCUGCCUGCGAGUGGGUCACCGCCAGCCCUGGAAAAACACACCAGCAGUGAAUCACAGCCCAGUUUCUACCACACAGUGCAGUCUGGUAAGCAUUGUUUGGUGUUUCCUUUGUGCAAAGUUGAAGAAGGCACUUUUAUAACCAUUACUGUACCAAAUACACAACCCUAAAGGGUGGAGCUCGGCUGUUGAUUGGUUGAGACUUGUUCAGUGCCAUUAAAAAAAAAAAAAAAAAAAAAAAAAAAUAGUGUCAGCACACCUCACGUGUGUUUUCCUACUGUUCCAAACUGCACUUGUUGUAAAAGUAUUCUCUUACCAAGGUCGGCGAUGCAGCAGCGCAGCUCCUUGGUCACCAGGAUGUUCUUGCUCUUCAGGUCCCGGUGUGCGAUGGCCGGCUUACCCUCUGUGCCAAAGAUCUCUGUGUGCAGAUGCACCAGGCCACUGGCGAUGGACGCCCCCAUGGCCAAGCCCUCCGACGGCUCCACAGCGACCCGCUGCAAGUAGUCGUACAGGGAGCCGUUUUCAUGGUAGUGAGUGAUGAGCCACAGCUGGGUGCUGGAGUUGCGCGAAGUCAUGUCAGACGCCAUGAAGCCUGCAAGGAGUCACGAGCACUGUGUUGUAGAUCUCAGUCUCUCGGAACCAGGACUUUUCAUCCCUCGAGGAGAAGAUUUUGACGGCCACAUUCUCGCCCUGCCACUGGCCUCGCCACACCUCACCGUACCUCCCCUUGCCUUGGAGGGACACACAGAAGAACCCGAAAUGGAGAUGCAAAAACGCCACAGGAAGGCCAACACAGGUAUUGUAAGAAAAAUACCAUACGGGCCAAAAGUUUAAACAUACCUUCCCAUUUAAUAACAUGAGAAUGCGUUCCAAACUUUUGAGUGGUACUGUAUAUAAGCAUGUGGCAGUACAAUUCCCAACUCUUAGAUCAUUUUAACCAAUGAGGCUGAGAAACCAAUGAGGCAACUAACGGGCUUCCAAUUGGCUCCCAUCGACGCAAACCGGCCCCUGCCGGCACUUUGAAAUGAGCGACGGCUCUUAGAGCCAAAUCGUUCACGACCAACACAUCGCUAAUAGUUAGUGUAAAUGCAGCUGGACUCAUUCAUUUUGCUUUAGAUUUACAAUGCUGCCCAACUUACCUACACACUCCACCAGACUGAUCUGCCGAGCAACAGUCCUCUGGACCAGGAAUGGAAGACCUGAACCACUCCCCGAUGUGCACGAGUGAUCCAGCAAGUCCUAAAAGGAGCAGACAAACCCACUUUAGUCCUCUCAAUGCAAGUUCAAAGAGAUGUCCUGUUCCUCUUACCGCUAAAGUGCUGUCCCCCACAUUGGAGGUGAUGAGGCCCUCGACGGCCCCCUGCUCAGUGUCGAACUCCUGCAGCCUCUGCAGGCGGCCGUGGUGGAGCCUCCUGCAGGCCAGCGCCAAUGCCACUGACAUCAGAGCCAGAACCACAAUGGGACCCACCACGAAGAGAACCAGCAUCCCGACGCCGUACCCGACCGGCUCUUCCUGCGGGGCUACACAUUGGAUAAUUCGCAGUGAAGAAAAAGUCCAACAAGUGAUCUUGGAUGAACUAUUUCUGUCACUGCACCUGAAGGCAGCAGAGCCAUCACAGAGCUCCUUGUCGUGUUGAGGUUGCACAUGUCAUGGGAGCAGCAUGAAAUGGCCUGGUGGGAGGAAGGCUGUGUGGAGCAGUGUAAGCGCGUUUUCUUGGGGCCCUCCAGGCAGCCCCGCUCAAAUACCACGCCGUUGGAGCCCACCCGCACUGAGGAGAAGCAGCGCGUACCCUGGCACUGGUCCUGGAGGCAUUUCGUACUGUCGCACAGGCACACGAGCUGCCCAUCUGUGGAGGGAGACCACAAGAUGUUCACUGUACACACUUGAUGCUUUGCUAUGUUUGUGUCAUGGACACAACAAAAAGACGUUAAACAUGGGAGAGGACAACUGGUACAGUACCUGAGCCCUCAGCUGAUGUUUGGAAGGCCCACUUGAAAAGCAGCAGCAGCAGGACGUGGAGACUCCUCCAAGCCAUGUCUCAGUGCACUGGUGGAAAACUGUAAGAGUAGCAGAUAAUUACAUUUACGCACACCCCGCCCCCGAUGUUUGCUAACAUUUCCAAAUUGCAUUGUCAAACAUUACCACACACCCUCUACUGUGAUAUGCAGUUAUCUUACCAAUUAACUUAGCGCCAACAUGCAUGCAUAUUUAAAGCACCCCCCCAGGUCAGAGGUUAUUUGUUUUGUGUAGCCGAGGGGGGUGCAUUAACAAGAAGGUUUAUUGGCCGAAUACCGCCGUCUCGGAGGCGCCAGUCAAGAGCAGAAAGAUGCUGCUGUUAGCCUAGCCUGGCAUGCUAAACUAGCUACAGUACCAAACAAAGCUCAGCCACAAGACUAGCAAAAGUAAGCGACCCGAAAACUUUAAACUUACCCGGCACACACGGGUGACGCCUUCUACCUCAUCCCGUUAUGUGUACGUCUCCUUGGAUUCGGUUAAAUGUGUGCUUUUUUUUUUUACUGGAAAUUAGCGAUGGCAGCCACCAAAGAGGGGCCCAGCCCAGCCCACCAACUCGCUUGUUUUUGUUCCAGACUAACGUGACGUCACCAAAACGUUAGCAUCGCGGUGCACUGUGGGAUCGGCGUUGCCAGAUGGGUGUGUUAGAAUCCUUAUACAUCUUUAAGAUCUACCAUGAAUUUAAAUCUACAUCAGCUCGGACGUUUUCGUAACUGAACCAAAACAAUGCUUGAAUGGAAGGAAAAUUAUAUAUAUAUAUAUUUCAAUGAAGAAAAAAAUACAAAUAAAAUUAAAUCGCCUAUGUCCCCGGUUUCCAAAGUGGGGUAGGUGUAUCCAGAGGGGUUCACCAGUUGUGAUGGGGGUACGUGAAUAAAAACGACAAUUGGCGCGGAACACUCACAAUUCCGAGUGUGCCUGAACGCCUCACUGCAAGAAGAACAGCGCAGAAAGGAGCCACAGAAUGAAGUUGGUCAUUGCUGUGUGCAUUAUAUGAACAAAUAAAAGGACUAUCCCAAGUCUCCCAACCAGAGUGGACAUGGAGCUUUUAGGGAGAACUUCAGCUUUCCUGCUCUUCUCGCAUCUUCUCUCCGUCCACUGCGUCUCCCAUCAAAAAGCAACAGUGUCAUGGUGUGUGAUAUCGGAUGCGGAGGAACAGAAGUGCAUGGAUCUGGCCGGGAACGCCACAGCUCGGAAUGUCAGAGGGAACUUGCAAUGCGUUCGAGGGCUGAACACCAGAGACUGCAUGGAGAAAAUUAAAAAUGGGAGCGCAGAUGCAGCCUCCAUGUUUGCAGAUGACGUCUACGCUGCAGGUCUGUGUCACGGCCUGGAGGUAUCAGCAGGGGAGUCCCUCAAUGGAGUGGAUGGCAUCAGCUACUACGUGGUGGCGCUGGCCCGGCGCUCAUCAUCCGAUUUGUCCCUGCUGGAGAUGCAUGAACGCAGCUCCUGCCACCCCGGCAUGCGCACCACCGUGGGCUGGACCGUUCCCAUCGGCUACCUGGUCAACACCUCGCAGAUCAGCGUUGGGGAGCAGUGCAACUUCCCUCGCUUGGUGGGCAACUUCUUUGGUUACAGCUGCGUACCUGGCAUCAAGGACCCCCAGCACGACCCCAGGGGCAACAACCCCAAGAACCUGUGCGAGGCCUGCAUAGGCGACGAGAAUGACAGACACAUCUGCGCCAGCAACCCCCGAGAGCGACACUACGGCGAGGCGGGGGCCCUGAGGUGUGUGGCUGAGAACCUCGGCGACGUGGCUUUUGUCAAGCACACGACUGUCUUUGACAACCUGGACGGCAGGAACCAGGAAUCGUGGGCCCUGGAUCUGGAAGUGGAGGACCUGAAGCUGCUGUGUCCCGAUGGCACGGAAGCUGAUCUAGAGGAGUACGAACGCUGCCACCUGGCCGCCGUUCCCGCCAACGCCGUGGUGGUGCGCAUGGAGGACAAAUGUCGCGUCUGGAAAUAUUUGGAACGCCUUCAGAACAUCUUUGGCAACGCCACCGAGGGCUUCAGCCUGUUCAGCUCUGCAGGAUAUCCCGACUCUGACGUGCUGUUCACAGACUCCACCCACCACCUGCUGAGGGUCCUGGGGGGCUUCCCCUCCUGGCUGGGCCACUCUUACACCAGCACACUGCAGGCCUUUGAGUGUCAAGGCUUCUGCUGAUGAAACCGGGAGGCAGACAUCUCACAUCCACUCCCACUUGCUACUCCCUCUGAUCGCCCGACACUUUUUCUUUCCUAAUGUCCUUGUUGUGGUCUCCAUUUAGAACUUCCAAAGUGCCGCCUGUCAGGGUGGAGCUCUCUUAAGAGGGGCUAAUCUGCUCAAACGGCUAUAAAAUGUCCCUGAAACGCAGUGUGUGGAUUUAGGAAGGGCAACGCAAGAAAGGACGGGAAGUAAGAGUAUAGGAAAAAAAGGAUACAAUAGAAGUGCAUUGAAGUUUUUACAAAUAAAAAGUGUGUUUCAUAAGGAUUUUCUACACCAUCUGCACUUGCUGUUGUUUUGUGUUCCUUUUGGAUUAUCGUUUCAUGUUCCCGCCCCCAGGGUACAUCUCUGGCACUGAACCAGUGGGUGCUAUUCAUUGCAACACUUACAUAUGUACACAUGAUUAUAGGAUUGUGUGUGUGUGUGUGUGUGGGAGACCUGUCCUAAUUGGCAGUGUGAUGUUUUUAAAAGAAUCCAGUUAUGUUUUGACAAAUCUCUAUCCUAAAAUGUUGGAAAUGCAGCUAUUAGAGGAACGAACCAGAGGAUGAAAGAUUCUUGAUUCAAAUUUUAAAAAAAGAAGAAAAAAUGACAAGAAAAAAAUGUGUCCUAUUACAAAUAAUUAUUCUCAAAUACUAAAAAUAUUAAAUAAACCAUUUUAUUGCUGACAAAAUCCUGUUUUUUUUUUUUUCUUGUUUAUUCACAGUGGCAGCGUUUCUUUGUUUUCA